AUGGAGCGCUCGCAGAGCCGCCUCAGCCUGUCCGCCUCCUUCGAGGCGCUCGCCAUCUACUUCCCGUGCAUGAACUCCUUCGAUGAUGAGGACGCAGCAGACAGCCGGAGGCUGAAGGGCGCCAUCCAGAGAAGCACAGAGACAGGACUGGCCGUGGAGAUGCCCAGCCGGACGCUACGCCAAGCCAGCCAUGAGUCCAUUGAGGACAGCAUGAAUAGCUAUGGCUCGGAGGGCAACCUUAACUAUGGAGGAGUUUGUCUAGCUUCAGAUGCUCAGUUCAGUGACUUCCUGGGGAGCAUGGGGCCAGCACAGUUUGUGGGCCGCCAGACCCUGGCUACCACACCCAUGGGGGAUGUGGAGAUUGGCUUGCAGGAGCGGAAUGGCCAGCUGGAGGUGGACAUUAUCCAGGCACGGGGACUGACGGCCAAGCCAGGCUCGAAGACGCUGCCAGCUGCCUAUAUCAAGGCCUAUCUGCUGGAGAACGGGGUCUGCAUUGCCAAGAAGAAGACCAAAGUGGCCCGCAAGUCACUGGACCCACUGUACAAUCAGGUGCUUCUGUUUCCUGAGAGUCCCCAGGGCAAAGUCCUGCAGGUAAUCGUGUGGGGAAACUACGGACGGAUGGAGCGGAAGCAGUUCAUGGGCGUGGCUCGAGUGCUGCUGGAGGAACUGGACUUGACCACCCUGGCCGUGGGCUGGUACAAGCUCUUCCCCACCUCCUCCAUGGUGGACCCGGCCACAGGUCCGCUGCUUCGGCAGGCAUCCCAGCUGUCCCUCGAGAGCACCGUGGGGCCCUGUGGCGAGCGGUCUUAAUGCCAGGGAUGGGGAGGGGCUC
Messenger RNA from Grammomys surdaster, 832 nucleotides. RefSeq names its product regulating synaptic membrane exocytosis 4 (gene Rims4). The transcript has 6 exons. Gene Ontology annotation, cellular component: presynaptic membrane; cytoskeleton of presynaptic active zone. NCBI's taxonomy places the organism in Eukaryota, Metazoa, Chordata, Mammalia, Rodentia, Muridae. Gene Ontology annotation, molecular function: small GTPase binding; transmembrane transporter binding. The coding region runs from base 1 to 810 and encodes 269 amino acids. Gene Ontology annotation, biological process: positive regulation of synaptic transmission; regulation of membrane potential; regulation of synaptic plasticity. The record is from RefSeq and is a predicted model, not a curated record.